This is a messenger RNA of Rhodotorula toruloides NP11, 729 nucleotides long. Its product is annotated as Endonuclease/exonuclease/phosphatase domain containing protein. The record is from RefSeq and is a predicted model, not a curated record. Lineage: Eukaryota; Fungi; Basidiomycota; Microbotryomycetes; Sporidiobolales; Sporidiobolaceae. The transcript is spliced from 2 exons. The coding region runs from base 1 to 729 and encodes 242 amino acids.
AUGACCCCCCCACCAACCUCGCUCCCCAACAGCGAACCCGCCCCAACCCGCAACGUCAUCCUCCUCUCAACCCGCCUUGGUCCGGCCACCACGUCGCAAGUCGCGGUCGAAUCGGGCGACGUCGUUGCGGUAGACGUCGAGCUAGCAUCUGGAGAACAGGCGAGAAUUCUUCUCGAAACGACGAUCCUUCCGCCGCUCCUCGCCGCGACGCCUCGCUCUUCACUUGUACUCGUCGCUGGCAACUUCAACCUGUCACACCCCAAUUGGGACGAGUCAGUUGACGAACCAGACGACGAGGCAGAAAGAGCGGUGCGCACCUUCGUAGCGCACAACCUCACCCAUUUCCUCCCACCCAACACGCCCACCUACUACCCGCACACCAAGUCGCACCCGCCAAAGCCACUCAACCUCGUACUCGGCUCGCUGCGCGCAGAAGACCGAGUCGUCAGCUGCGGCAUCGCCGAUGACCUUGAAUCCGGCUCCCACCACCGCCCAGUUCGGCUCGUCCUUGCCCUCGAGACCGUCGCCUACACCCCACCACCUCGCCGCGCCUUCCGCCGCACCGACCCCGAGCUCCUUGAACGCGCCUUCCGUGACGCAACCGCCCACCUUCCUACCCCCCCGAUCCUCACCUCCGCCGACAUCGACCAGCGCGCAGCCGAACUCACCAACGCCCUCCAGAUCGCCAUCUCCGCCGCUACGCCCUUCGCACGGGCGCGAGCCGGUUGA